UAUAUAUAUAUAAUAUACACGUGUGUGUGUAAAUAACCACUUUUGCUGCUUUCGGCUCAUUUUUGAGUGCCAAAAUUGCUUCAUUGUGAGUUAAUUUUUUUUUUAAAUUUCGCUUUUAUCCAACAUGCAUAAGCCCACAAUUGUGAUUUAUUAUUAUUUUUUUUUAAUUCUUUUUUUUUUUUCAAAUGUUCUUACUUGAUGUUCAUUAAUUGUCAGCGUGCCAAGCGGACCGACAUGAGAAAUGUAUUUCAAUCACUUUUGUCUAAAAUAACUUGAAUGUGUUUACUUUUGUUUUUUUUUUUUCUCCACAUUCCCACGUGUAUCCGCUCGCCCGAUGCUGUAAGAUAAUAAAAAUAAAGUGUUUUCCUUUCUGACCUAAUAAAAUCAGGUGUCAGUGCUCCAUUGGAGCGGCGUCCGCGGCUAGCGUUCUCUCCACCUCCCGACAGAUAACGCGAGAGGGGAACAGGUUGCACUUUUCCCACUUCCAUGGCUGCCGAGUCGGAGAAGCAACUCUUGCUGGAGUCUCUUUCCUGUUCGGAGUCGGACGGCGACGAGGACGCGGGCUGGAACUGCGGCGAUGACGGCGAGCUGGCCGACUCGAGGGGGAGCGGCGAGAGACGCCGGGCCGGAAAGAGGCUCCUGGUGGCCUUGGUCAUCAGCUUCGUCUUCAUGGUGGCGGAGGUACUCGGAGGCUACGCCGCACACAGUCUGGCCAUCAUGACGGACGCGGCACAUCUGCUGAGCGACGUUGGCAGCAUCUCGCUGAGCGUCUUCUCCCUUUGGAUCUCGGGACGCGCGCCCACUCUCAGCCUGACCUUUGGUUGGCAUCGAGCAGAGAUUGUGGGCACGCUGAUGUCUCUGUCGUCCAUCUGGGCGGUGACGGCCGCGUUGGUGUGGUCGGCCGCCCGGAGGCUCGCCGACAGCGACUACGACGUCGACGCCGACGUCAUGCUGCUGACGUCGGCCUGCGGCGCGGUGGUCAACAUCCUGAUGGUGCUCAUCCUCCAUCAGUCCGGCGUCUCUCACGCCCACAACCUUCAGGGAAAGGACGAAGAGCGGCGGCGGGGUCACGGCCAUCGCCACGGUAACACCAGCGUGAAGGCGGCUUGCGUCCACGCGGUGGGAGACCUGGUCCAGAGCGUCGGCGUCCUGGUGGCGGCCGUCGUCAUCCGCUUCUGUCCUGAGUGGAAGGCAGCCGACCCGAUCUGCACGCUGCUCUUCUCGGUGGUGGUCAUGUGGACCACAUUCCCCACCGCCAGGGACGUCUUCAGAGUUCUGAUGGAGGGCGCACCUCCUGGCAUCAGCGUCGCCUCCGUGCGGGACGCCCUGCUGUCCGUGCGAGGCGUGUCGUCGCUCCACCGCCUUCACGUGUGGACCCUGGACAUGACCUGCGCUUCGCUUUGUGUGCACAUCACCGCUGAGGAAGGUGCAGAUCCACACGUCAUCCUCAAGAGGGCGACAAAGCUCCUGCGCUCCCAUUUUGGCUUCACCGCUGUCACCAUCCAAGUGGAACCUUCCGGAACCUCGCAAAACGACGCCUGAUGAACUUGAGCAGGUGGACGUUUUUACUAUUAUUAUUAUCAUCAUUGUAAAAUUGCUCUGCCCGUUCGGAGAAAGAGGUGGGAAAUUAAUACUGUACACUCAAAAUGAUAAUUGAAUUAAUUAAAAAGCAAUGUGGCUACGUAGCAAUAUUUCUCAUCAUAGUUGGUGCGUAUACUUUUUGGGGGGAAAAAAAAAAUCACAACUUGUUCAUUGAGAUGAAUAUCAGAUUUUACAAAUGAAACAAUGUAUUUGAAA
Molecule: messenger RNA, 1797 nt
Organism: Syngnathoides biaculeatus (alligator pipefish)
Lineage: Eukaryota; Metazoa; Chordata; Actinopteri; Syngnathiformes; Syngnathidae
Product: probable proton-coupled zinc antiporter SLC30A3
Exons: 8
Coding region: 487-1542 (351 amino acids)
Biological process (GO): zinc ion transmembrane transport; response to zinc ion
Cellular component (GO): plasma membrane
Molecular function (GO): zinc ion transmembrane transporter activity
Source: RefSeq, a predicted model, not a curated record